CUUGAAUUCUGGUACAUCACGUACAAUAAGAACUAACUUUCGUGUCCUGAUAUCCAGCAUGACUCGAAUAGUGAUUCAAAAUACAAGUAUUCUAACCCUCGAUGACAAAGACACAUUCUACUACCCAGGAGUCAUCGACAUUCGUGGCGACAAAAUCUUCAGCAUCGACUCUUGGUCACAGGAUACGGUUCUAGACCAUUAUGACGGACAGACGACAAUCAUUGAUGGUGUAGAUAAGCUCGUAAUGCCAGGUCUAGUCGACUUGCACUUCCACACUUCGGUUGCCAAGGGCUAUGGUGAUGAUCUACCUCUGUGGGAGUACCUAGAUAGAAUCUGGUAUCCUUCAAUUCGUGCUCUCACACCAGAGACAUGCCGAACAGCAGCGCUGCACUCCUACAUUACAGCUCUGAAAUCUGGAACAACCACAGUGAACGACAUGUACCGCCAUCUCGACUCGCUUGCCAGUGCUGCAUUACAGACUGGCAUUCGCGCUGUUAUCAGCAACGAUAUUGCCCUUCCUGAGCACAAUCUUGAUUCUGUCGCUGACAAUGUCCAAGCCUUCCAUCGAAACAACAACCUCGGAGACGGUCGCAUCAGAGUCUGGCUUGGGCUCGAAUGGAUGCCUCUAUCCGAUGCGCCUUUGCUUGCUGAAAUUGGACGCAUGAAGAAAGAACUAGGAAUAGGAGUUCACAUCCACCUGUGUGAGAGCAGGACAGAAAUCGCAGAUAGCAUCAAGCGAUUCGGCAAGCGGCCUGUAGAGAUGGCAUACGAAGCUGGAAUCCUUGGGCCUGAUUGUGUGGCAGCCCACUGCGUUCAUCUUUCUGACAACGAAAUUCGAUUAUUGGCUGAGACUGGUACUUCAGUAUCACACAACGCAGGUUCGAACGCAAAGCUCGGAAAUGGGAUUGCCAAAGUUGAGGACAUGCUUAAAGAGGGUAUCAAUAUCGGCCUUGGGGUUGAUGCGUGCGAAUGCCAUAACUCGACGGAUAUGUUUGAGACCAUGAAAAUCACUUCCUUCAUGCAGCGUGUAACCCUUGAAGAUGCAUCGCUAGGACAGCCGAGUCAGAUCUUGAGAAUGGCCACCAGCAAUGGGGCAAAAGCACUGGGUAUCGACGCUGGUAUAUUGGCGAUUGGUAAGAAAGCUGAUUUGAUCUUGUUGGACCUGAGGAAGGACAUGAUGUUCACACCGCUGCUCAAAGAGCCUGUGGAGCAACGAAGACGAAUGCUUGAGAGUCAUCUCGUGUUUGGAUGCAACGGGUCAGCAGUGGAUACCGUAAUUGUGAAUGGGAAGAUCGUGGUGCAAGGAAGAACGGUCCUUGGGGUGGACGAAGAGCAGAUUCGGAAGCAUAUGGAUACUUUGUUCCAUGAUCUAGUAGCUUCGAUGCCGGCAGUGACUAGUGAGCGGAAGAAGAAUUCAUGAG
Messenger RNA from Mollisia scopiformis, 1421 nucleotides. Its product is annotated as n-ethylammeline chlorohydrolase. The record is from RefSeq and is a predicted model, not a curated record. The transcript is spliced from 2 exons. Bases 59 to 1420 code for a protein of 453 amino acids. Gene Ontology annotation, molecular function: hydrolase activity, acting on carbon-nitrogen (but not peptide) bonds. Lineage: Eukaryota; Fungi; Ascomycota; Leotiomycetes; Helotiales; Mollisiaceae.